Rhincodon typus (whale shark) is the source of this 8448-nucleotide messenger RNA. It is a transcript of the gene polq, whose product is annotated as polymerase (DNA directed), theta. The record is from RefSeq and is a predicted model, not a curated record. The coding region runs from base 1 to 7233 and encodes 2410 amino acids. The transcript has 30 exons. Gene Ontology annotation, biological process: DNA-templated DNA replication; double-strand break repair via alternative nonhomologous end joining. Gene Ontology annotation, molecular function: ATP binding; DNA-directed DNA polymerase activity; DNA binding. NCBI's taxonomy places the organism in Eukaryota, Metazoa, Chordata, Chondrichthyes, Orectolobiformes, Rhincodontidae.
AUGGCUGCUUAUGAUCUCAAUCCUGUUUCUUGUCUGGUCUGCCUCCCUUUACCGUUGACACAUUUGCCUAUUGAACAGCUAUCUAACUCGACCUUGAGUCAAUAUGGGCAGGUAGCUGCCCCCUCACAACAAUCAAUGCUACUGCUGUCUAACUGGGGACUGCCCAAAUCUGUUCUGGAGAAGUAUCAGAGCAUGGGAGUAGUGAGCAUUUUUGAAUGGCAAGCUGAGUGUCUUACUCAAAAUCAUGUGUUAGAGGGACGAAACUUGGUCUAUUCAGCCCCUACCAGUGCCGGAAAGACACUCGUUGCAGAAUUGCUCAUUUUAAAAAGAGUUCUGGAAAACCGAAAGAAAGCAUUGUUCAUCUUGCCAUUUGUUUCUGUGGCAAAGGAGAAAAUGUAUUACCUGCAGAACUUAUUUCAAGAGGCUAUGGUGAGAGUGGAAGGAUAUAUGGGGAGCACAUCACCUGCUGGGGGCUUUUCAUCGCUGGAUAUAGCUGUGUGUACAAUUGAGAAAGCAAAUGGGCUCCUCAACCGAAUUAUUGAGGAGGAUAAAAUGGACCAGAUUGGUAUUGUAGUAGUGGAUGAGUUACAUAUGUUGGGGGAUUCGCAUAGGGGAUACUUGUUGGAACUUCUCUUAACCAAAAUACUGUUUGUUACUCAAAAGAGUGCAAAGAGGUAUAAGGCUGCAGCAAAAGGACAGAGGCUAAUUGAUGGAGUACAGAUUGUAGGGAUGAGUGCCACUCUUCCAAACUUGGGUAUCGUAGCAACCUGGUUAGAUGCAGAGCUGUAUUGUACUGAUUUCAGGCCUGUACCUCUAUUGGAAUUAGUAAAAGUUGGCAACACAAUUUAUGAUUCAGAAAUGAAAGUGGUGCGUGAAUUUCAACCUGCUGUUCAGAUUAAGGGUGAUGAGGAUAAUAUUGUGAGCCUUUGCUACGAGACUGUGCAGAAUGGUCACUCUGUCCUACUGUUCUGUCCUUCCAAGAAUUGGUGUGAAAAGCUGUCUGAUACUAUAGCCAGAGAAUUCUAUCAUCUCCACCACAUGACAAGCACUGAAGGAUUUGUAAAAGCAUCCAAAUUGCUCCCUUUCACCCUACACAGGGAUGAACUCCAAGAGACAGUGGAUCAGCUAAAGCGCGCUCCAGCUGGGCUUGAUGCAGUGCUAGGCCGCACCGUACCUCAGGGAGUGGCCUUUCAUCAUGCUGGAUUGACUUUUGAUGAAAGGGAUAUCAUUGAGGGGGCAUUUCGCCAAGGUUUAAUUCGUGUUCUUGUGGCUACUUCCACCCUCUCCUCUGGUGUAAAUCUUCCAGCUCGGCGUGUGAUUAUUAGAUCGCCGAUGUUUAAUGGGCGGCUUCUUGAUGUUAUCACUUACAAACAGAUGUCUGGGAGAGCUGGAAGGAAAGGAGUGGACACAAUGGGUGAAAGUAUACUGGUGUGUAAGAAUGCAGAGAAGGCAAAAGGAAUAAGCCUGAUACAGGGCUGUCUUAAACCCAUUCGUAGCUGUCUCAUGAAGAAGGAAGGAGAGGGUGUCACUACCAGUAUGAUCCGAGCUAUCCUUGAGAUAAUAGUAGGCGGUGUUGCCAGUACCCCAGAAGAUGUCCGUGUGUAUGCCUCAUGCACACUGCUGGCUGCCAGUGUACAAGGAACUGAGGUAACAUCAAUCCAGGGCAAUGCUAUUGAGGACUCUAUACAGUACCUAAUGGAGAAUGAGCUUAUUCAAAUACUGGAAGAGGACCAGGAAGGAGAGAAAACUCAACUGUAUCGACCCACACAGUUAGGAGCAGCCACUCUUGCUUCAUCCCUGUCUCCUCCAGAUGCAUUGAGAAUCUUUGCUGACUUACAGAAAGCAAUGAAAGGAUUCGUUUUGGAGAAUGAUCUUCAUAUUCUCUAUCAGAUCACACCAGUCUAUGAAGAAUGGAUAACCAUUGACUGGUAUCAAUUCUUCUGCUUGUGGGAGAAGUUGUCAGCCUCAAUGAAGAGAGUAGCAGAACUAGUUGGAAUUGAGGAAGGUUUCUUGGCUCGAUCAAUUCGGGGGAAACUUAUUCCCAAGACGGACAAGCAGCACAGACAAAUGGCUAUUCACAGAAGAUUUUUUACUAGCCUUGUGUUACUCGAUCUAAUCAAUGAAGUUCCUCUUGGAAUUGUUGCAAAGAAAUAUCACUGCAAUCGAGGACAGCUUCAAUCUCUGCAGCAGUCUGCAGCAACCUAUGCAGGUAUGAUAACAGCAUUUACUAAUCGACUCGGUUGGCAUAAUAUGGAGCUGCUACUGUCACAGUUUCAAAGCCGUCUUAGUUUUGGUGUUCAGCGACAACUUUGUGAUCUGGUGCGGAUUUCUUUGCUGAAUGCACAGCGUGCUCGAGCCUUGUAUGAUGCUGGAUUUGGCACUGUAUCUGAGCUGGCACAGGGGAACCCUGCUGAUGUAGAAACUGCUCUGAGAAAAGCUGUCCCAUUUAAAAGUUCCAGGAGAGCAGUUGAUGAGAGUGAAUGUGAAGCUCUAGAGCGCAGGAAAACACGAUGUAUCUGGGUGAGUGGAAGGAAAGGACUAACUGAAAGAGAUGCUGCUAUCCUGGUUGUGGAAGAGGCCAGGAAUCUUCUUCAACAAGAUCUGGCUUCAAUGGGUAUUGAAUGGACCCCUGACCAGUUGCUAACUGUGAUACAGCAGGAGCCUUCCCUGGCAGCUGCUGCGCCUGAGAAUGGUCUGGAAUAUGAUAAUGCUGCACCCUUAAAUCCGAAUUCAGUAGCACCUGAAAAAAGCCAUGGAGUUCCAGACAUUUCAGUCACUGACUCAUUGGAACAUAUUGCUACCAAGACUGAAGUGUGUUAUGACAAGAAUGCAGAAAACCUGGAUUCUAGUUACAGUAGGGAAUCCACUAACAAGCAACCACCAAAUGGUCUUACCGAGGAAAAUAUAGGAUCAGUUGACAGGCAAUGUAAGAUGACUGUGGAGAAUUUGAAUCUAUCAAAAGUUCGGCAGCAUUUUUUCAAUGACAUACCAUCUGUAAAAACCGUUAUCAAUGCAAAUAAUUCCUUUCUGGUGACUAAUGACAAAACAAGUGUUGGAGACGCUAAAAAUAAGAAGAAUGUUGGAGAAAAUACAGCUCAAACCGUGCACCACAUUUGGGCUGACAGCAAUGCCAUUGAUGCUGUAAAUCACAAAGUACAUGGGCAUCCAGUAACUAUUAGUGAGGAAAAUAAUACGCAUGACCUAAAUGUUGCUGAAGGCAAGUCUUCUGUGAUGCGUUCUGUCACAGGAGUAUUUGAUGAGAGCUUUCAGUUGGAUUCACAGAUUGAAAAGAUUAUAGAGCAAGCUACUGCCGCUGAGUUGUUGCCCAAUUGUGAAGAUCAGCAAGAUACUAAAAGGUCUAAACUAGCCGGCAAGUUCAGGCCAGAAAGUGGUGAGAGCCUAGUUACUGUUGGAACUAGUGCAAAGCAAUCCAGCAGUAACACUUCAAAUGGAAAUGAGGUAUCAAAACAUAAGUCUGCAGCAAGUGAGAAAACACUUCAACUAGCACAUCCUAGUUUUUCUGAUGGUCAUAUGCGAAGCUCUGGAGAGUUUUCCAAUUUAAUUAAAUCCAUAACAGGAUCACCUAAUAGUCUUCCAGCUCCAUCAUCUGAAACAGGUCCCUCUUCAUUGAAAGCCAAUGAUUUUUCUUUAACUGAUACCCAGCUGCAGAAUUUCAUGCUAGAUUAUAAGACCCCAGCUUCUAUUGAAGAAAGUGUCCCAGCUGUUACAGUUCAAAAAUUAAAUAGCAUACUGGAUAUUCCAAGUUGCAAUGAAGGAGAGCUCCGGUUACAAGAGCUUUGUGUCCAUUCCAGUACUGAUUAUGAGACAAAUCUGAAUAUCAGUGAUAGCUUAUUUGAUAGUUUUACAGAAGUUUCCUCCAGUGAUGAUAUGUAUGCACAGAUAUUUCCACCUGGCCAGCAACCUCUACCUAAAACUGAUAUGAACCUGGAAAAUCAGCCUUCCCAUAGGCCGGUAAUAAACGACGGAAUACCGGAUCAGAAUAACAUACAGAAAACUGUUGCUGAAGCUCCUGAAAAAUAUUUAAAUUGGAAUGAGUUGUCCUUCAAUCUCUCUGAUUUUAGAGAUUCCUACCAAAAUGGCAAUUCUGACAAUUAUUGCCUAGGGGGCUUAAGGAUGUACAAUCUGGACAAUGAUACAUCUGACAUUGCCGAGAGUUUAGGUUUACGAGAACAGGAGAAGAUGAAUAGUCAGAUAGAAAAUGGCAAACCACAUCAGGGCACAUUAAAUAAAGGGUUACCUGACUGUUUGGUGGAAAGUAAGGUGGCAGAUAACAGGAAAUGGAUGCAGUCAGACGCUCAACUUGAUCGAAGUCCAGAGAUAAAUGAGCUACUAAAUCAAUUGCCAGCUCCUUUGGAUCAGAAAUAUUCAAGUGUAAAUGGACAAACCAAUGAUCAGGAGAAGGACCACUGUUUGAGAAAUCUCUCGGAAAUGUAUGGUUUUCUGAACUAUGCAGCACAAACAUCUGAAACUCCAAAUCCACAGCAUGUGCUGGUGUUAUGUCAGACAGAGAAGGCAACUAAUAAGGUUUCACUAAAUCAGGGCCGAAAAACAGACGCAAGUAACCAGUCAUCACUUUUAGAAAUGGAAAAGCUGCCAGGGUCCAGACCAGACAGUCGGAAUGAAGUUCCUCCAACACCACCCAAUGAACCUGUGACUCCCAGAAUCAAAACCUCUUUGACUGCAGUGACAGGUGAAAAGUGCCAAAAACGAUCUUUACCAUCAACAACAUAUGUUUGUUCUUUUCAUCAUUCUGAUUUUGGGAGAGAAGAAACAGGAAGUUCCCAAUCACAUUAUGUUAACUGUAGUCCUGUGAUGAAUGGUAAUGAUGAUGUUGAUGGCUCUUUCGUAGGGGAAGGGUUUUCACUUCAGCUCUCACAAGACCACUUAUCACCACCGCCCAGCUCUUGCAGUGCAGAAACAUUCAACAUUAUUGAUGUGGCGAGUAGCCGAGCCCUAUUCCAGACAUUUAUAAAGGAGUGGAAAAUGAAACCAAGAUUCUCACUCUCAGCUGCUUGUGAGAAAAAGGUACACGUUUUGUCACCCAGCUCCGAGAUAGGUGGCAGGUUUAAGCAAGACAAGACUGCUGCAAAAGUUCAGGCCAAGACAAAUGGAUUUGAAGUGAGCAGCCGCAAAGGCCUUGUUGUAGUGGGUUUGUGCGUGUCAUGGGGAGGGAAGGAUGCUUACUACAUCUCAUUGCAGGAGACUCAGGAAAUUACUGGUGAUUUAAGCAACAGUUUGGCUCCUCCACCUCUAGACCCUGAGCUGUCUGUGAAAGAAAGGCUUCUUUAUAUACGUUCAUGUUUACAGCAAGAUGCGACAGCUGAUGGACAGCGCUUUGUUAUUACUUAUGACUUCAAGCAACACUACAAAACUCUCGUUGAGGCUUGCAACAUCUCCAUGGAAGGCAUCUAUGAAGAUCCAAAGGUAGCAUGUUGGCUGCUAGAUCCUGGAUCCAAAGAGAGAACAAUUCAUAACAUGGUGACCAAUUUUCUCCCCCAGCAGCUUUCAUUACUGGAAGGUGUAAGCACCAGCCACGGUAUUCAGAGUCUUGGGCUGGGUGCAAACAGUGACAUCUCUGGGCGGACCAGAGCCUCCAUAGAGUCAGUACUGGUCUACAAUAUAAUGAAUCAACUUCAUUUGCUGCUUAAGAAAGAAAAUAUGCAAGAUACGUUUUGGAAUGUUGAAAUGAAGACUCAAUAUUGCUUGGCCUUGCUGGAGAUGAAUGGAAUAGGAUUCAGUACAGCUGAAUGUGAGAACCAGAAAUGUCUAAUGCAGGCUAAGCUAGCUUUCAUAGAGACACAGGCUUACCAGCUGGUAGGCCACAGCUUCUCUCUGACCAGUCCUGAUGAUAUUGCUGAGGUUCUGUUUUUGGAGCUCAAACUUCCUCCCAAUGGGGAUACCAAUACUAACGGCAAGAAGACACUUGGUUCCACAAGGAGAACAGCAGUUACAGGAGGGUGUCGCAGGCUGGCCAAACAGUUCAGCACAAAUAAGGAAGUAUUGGAGAAAUUAAAGCCACUUCAUCCUUUGCCAGGCUUAGUCUUGGAAUGGAGGAGAAUUACUAAUGCAAUGUCCAAAGUGGUAUUUCCCCUGCAGCGAGAGAAGCACCUGCAUCCUCAGUUGGGAAUGGAGAGGAUCUACUCUAUUUCUCAGACGCAUAGUGCAACAGGUCGAAUCAGCUUUAUGGAGCCAAAUCUGCAAAAUGUGCCAAAGGAUUUUGAAAUUGAAAUGCCAACAGUGAUCAGAGAGAGUCCCCCCUCUCAGGGAACAAGCAAAUCAGCUAUUUCAACAAGAUUCAGGAAAAGGAGGGUUCAUGGUACGAUGACGUCUUCCCGACAGGUUAUGUUGGAUGAUGGAAAGACUGCAGUUAGCAUAAGACAUGCUUUUAUUCCAUUUUCAGGUGGCCUCAUUCUGGCAGCAGAUUAUUCCCAGUUGGAGCUACGAAUUCUGGCUCAUCUUUCCAAGGAUAAGAGCCUUAUUCAAGUUCUAAAUAGUGGAGAAGAUGUGUUCAAGAGCAUUGCUGCAGAAUGGAAAAUGGUAGAUCCAGCAGUGGUCAAUGAUAAACUGAGACAACAGGCCAAGCAGAUCUGUUAUGGGAUCAUUUAUGGAAUUGGAGCCAAGUCUCUUGGUGAGCAAAUGGGCCUGGAUGAGAAUGAUGCAGGUUGUUACCUAGAAACAUUCAAAUCUCGAUAUACAGGAAUUCGGACAUUUCUGCAUGAAACAGUAAAAAGUUGUCAGGAAAAUGGAUUUGUGCAAACAAUUCUUGGCCGGAAACGGUAUCUUCCAGCAGUAAAGGAUCCCAAUCCUCAUGUUAAAGCUCACGCUCAACGUCAAGCAGUGAACACCACAGUUCAAGGAUCAGCGGCUGAUCUGGUAAAAAUAGCAACUGUUAAUGUUCAGAAACGAUUGGAGGAAGCCUUUCCAUCUGUUGCUAAAUCACAUGGUCACUGGAAAAGCAAGUUUCAGGAAGACAAAAAAAUGGAUAUGAAUCAAAGGAAAAAAUGGCAGGAAAUAUACCAACCAAACCGUGGAGGUUUUUUCAUUUUACAGCUUCAUGACGAACUGCUUUAUGAAGUAGCAGAGAAUGACAUGAUACAGAUUGCUCAGAUUCUGAAAAGUGAAAUGGAAAAUGCCAUGAAGCUGCUGGUGAAACUUUGUGUCAAAGUAAAGAUUGGUCCUAGUUGGGGGAACCUUCAAGAUUUGGACCUGUAGUGAAGAAUUUGCCAGAUUUGAAAAUUUGGACUACUUCCUUGAGUAUUUAUUUUGUAGUUGGAUACAUGGCUCAUAACUGGUGCUAUUUAAUAUUCAGCAUAAAAAAUGAAAGAGUUAUUUAUAAGUUUACUUCAAAUGUGAACAUCUUGUUCAAUAAAUCAAAGCUGAAACAUUCAGCUCUCAGUCAAUUGCUGAUAUUUGAGUUGAAACAUAAUAUUAAUCAAGUUAACCUAAAUAUUUUACCAUUGGGAUUUGGAGAAUACUUUACAAAAACACAUCUAUUUAUUUGUAUAAAAUUAAAUGAAUUUGAAUGUAGUGUUCUUGGAUGAAUUCAGUGGAGACUGUUUAACAGGGAUGUUCUAAAAUAAAAACUAUUUCUAUGCCAGGAAAUUCUCGAAUGUCCCAGCUGUUGUCUCGGCUUCGUGUCAUGUAAUUAAUGAAAAGUAACUUUUGAAGAGACAGACAUUUUAUAUCUCCUACAGAAUACACAGUGGUGUCUCAUAUCUAUUUAAAUACCAGUUUUUCACUUUUGGAACAAUAUAUAGAAUGAGAGCUUUGAAUAAAUGUGGUUUGUCUCAAUUUCUUUGUGGGAGAGAAAAUCUGAUGCACAGAAUAUCAUGCAAACACCACCAUUGCUGCUUUAUACUUGGAGUUAUGCUUUUGGUUAUAAAGUGAACUGAUUAACUAGUUUUAUCCUCUUUGAAUUAUUCUCACAUUGUAACUUACUCCAACCAUUGGUGUGAUUAAGAAUUGGUAAACUCAUACCAAAGAACUGAGUGUUACUUUGGACAGGAGUAUCAGACACCGUACCUCUGCACAGGUGAAGAUAUUCUAAAUUGUUAGUAUAGUUAUUUAUUGCCAGUCAAUAAGUGAUAGCAAGAAGCUCAGCUUAUAGUGAUCAGACUGUGUACAGGAUGAAAAUAUUGUGCAAUGUAAAUUGAUUUAUUUAGAUUUAAGUGGAAAACAUUAUUUAUUGUACAGCUGAAGUGUCUGCACUCAGCCUCUUUGGCAGCAUCUGUAAUGAGAAAGUGUUAAUGUUUCAGGGUGAUGAAAGGUCAUCAACCUGAAAUGUUAACUAUUUCGCUCUCCAAAGAUAUGGACAGACCUGAGUACUUUAAAUUUUUUUUCAUUUCAGAUUUUCAGCCUUUGCAUUAUUGUAAUUUUACAUUGUUGAAAUGAUGUAGCUGUUAAAAUAUUAUUCGUAUGACUCAAGUC